Molecule: messenger RNA, 2282 nt
Organism: Heterotrigona itama
Lineage: Eukaryota; Metazoa; Arthropoda; Insecta; Hymenoptera; Apidae
Source: the annotation of a GenBank genome assembly
AAUUUAGUAAACAAUAUACUUCUUUGAAAUUAUUAAUAUUUUUUUUAUAAAAAAAUAAUAUUUUAAACAUAUAUUUUAGUGCUAACUCACACAAACACUAUAUAAUAAUAAUAAUGAUAGUGUUGCAAGUUCUGAAAUUUUAUACUACAGCAGAGAUUUUUUAUCGAAAUUUUUUUUAAGAUCUUUAUGUUAUUUGUAAGUAACUGAAAAUUUUUGAAGUAAAAAAUUUUUUAUUGACACAUUAUUGACUCAGUUUAUUAGCUUCAAAUGGAACGCAUUUUUGGACAGGUACGUGUUAUCUUUCAGGCAAUCUUUUAUUCGGGACUUAUAAGAAACAUUAUAAUCGAUCUUAAGAAAACAUUACGAUAUUUGAAAGAUCUGUUUCGUUUCGAAACUCUUAUUUUCGAUGCCCUAUUUUCCUAUAUUUACAUUCGAGUGUAAACAGCAUUUGAUCAUGAUUUAAGUAUUAAUUACUAUUUCCAAAUGGUAUUUGCUUUAAGUAUUAAAUGUAAUGAUAUUUUCAAAUUUGUUUCAUGUAUUACAUUAAAUAGUACUAUUUCUGAAAAUAUUUAAUGUGAAAUAAUAUUUGUUUUAAGUAUUAGAUUAAAUAAUAUUUCUAAACAGUGUUUGAUUUAAGUAUAUUACAGAAUAUUUUUCUAAAUAGUAUUUGCUUGAACAAUGCCGAGUACGUUUGAAAUAAAAUAUUAUUUGAACAUUUAUUUCAUUUGACAGUGAUAUGCACAAGUAUGUUGCAAUUGUUUAUUUCAAACAUACGAGUGGGAAUUGUUAAUUGAAAAAGUUGUUUAAGGUAUAUUAGAAACUAUUAUUUAAAAUGAUAUUUCAUGCUUCAAAGCUUGCAUUGAUUGAUUUAUGUAUACUUCAAAUAUCAUUUUAGAAGGAAAUUAACUGAAAACAAUAUGAAGAAAAUCUAAAUAUUAACUAGUAAUAUUAAGCAUUAUUCCUGAGAAAAAGAGUACCCUAGCAUAUUCAAUUAUUUAUUCAAUUAUAAUCUGCGAUGUGGGAAGAUAAACGUGACGUUAAAACGCAACUAUGUACUUCGUGGAUAGAGAAUUUUAUUCAUGUACAAAAUAAACAAUUACGCAAAAAUAAUAUUCGAAUAACUGUUUCAACUUCAUCGUAAAAAAUACACAUAUUCGUAGAAUCAUGUGAAUUUCGAACAAUAUUUCAAUUGAUAGACAAACAAAUGAUCAUUUCAAACAAACGAAUGAAAACAAACUACGCAAAAAAAUAAUCUUUAGAAAUAUAUUUAUAUUUUAUUUUUGAAACGCUAUUUUAUUCAAUAGCGUGCUUGUAGAAAUAUUUCGAUAUUUUAUUGUACUGUACCGAUUCAACUUUCUUCCCCAACCUAAAAUCUGUGAAAUUUCAAGCAUCUAGUCUGCCGACGAAGCGACUCGAAUUGCCACGUUGCUGAGGAACUUCGCGAUCGCCUUCGAGACCGAGGUGCAGACGUAUUAUCAGAUACAGUCGUCCACCGGCCACGACGCGUGAAAUUUUCAAACGUAUCGCCGGACGCUAGUAAUAGGCAGCAACAUACGGUGGCGCUUCAAAUUCUCUGUCAGUGCUCGAUGCAUGCCGAACUGAUCUCGUUAUUUCACUUAAGUUACAUGCGUGUUUGCUUGUGACUUACGAAGUGAGGGACAUCAUGCUGUACCUGCCUAAAUAACGUUUUCGGUAAUGCUGCCACGCCACAGCUGUAACACAAAAUAAAUUAUGUCCAGUGAUGUGAUAUGUCCGUGCGUUCAUGAUAGAGUAUUCGCCCCUUGUAAAUGUAUUUCGCAAUACUAUAUAAACUUAAAUUAGGACAGUCUGUAACAACUAUACCAACUGUAGGAUUCAAUGUAGAAACAGUUACCUAUAAAAAUGUUAAGUUCAAUGUUUGGGAUGUUGGUGGACAAGAUAAAAUACGUCCGCUUUGGCGUCAUUAUUACACUGGUACACAAGGACUUAUUUUUGUAGUAGAUUGUGCCGACAGAGAUCGAAUAGACGAAGCGCGCCAGGAGCUUCAUCGAAUUAUAAAUGAUAGAGAAAUGCGAGAUGCUAUUAUUUUAAUUUUUGCAAAUAAACAGGAUCUUCCAGAUGCAAUGAAACCACACGAAAUACAAGAAAAAUUGGGUUUAACUAGGAUACGAGAUAGGAAUUGGUAUGUUCAGCCAUCAUGUGCCACAACUGGAGAUGGGCUUUAUGAAGGCCUUACAUGGUUGACCAGUAAUCAUAAAUUAUGAACAAAUAUUUAUUUUUCAUCAGUUAACAACAUACCAAGA